Molecule: messenger RNA, 1701 nt
Organism: Aspergillus versicolor CBS 583.65
Lineage: Eukaryota; Fungi; Ascomycota; Eurotiomycetes; Eurotiales; Aspergillaceae
Exons: 1
Coding region: 1-1701 (566 amino acids)
Source: RefSeq, a predicted model, not a curated record
AUGAUUUCUGAACUCGUUUUCGUUCUUGUUACAUUUCCUUUUUGGGUCCCGAUCCCAUUGGCCGCGUCUCAAUAUACGAGCCCAACCUUUGCCAACCUCUCAGGUCCUAGUGGCCCAAUUGUUGACCUUGGAUAUAUCAAGGCACAGGGAACUACUGUCACAUCAUUACCGCACAAAUAUAAUGCGUGGCUCGGGAUUAGAUAUGCAGACAGUCCAAUCGGGCAACAGCGCUUUGCAGCUGCAAGGCCGGUCGAGUCUACAGUACCACCAAACGUUACCUUCGACGCCACUAGUUACGGUCCUAUAUGUUAUCAAGGAUAUCCUCAAAUUGCACCGCAAUCCGUCACCGAGCCUUUAUUGCAGUUUGGGAACCGCCAGCCCAGCGAAGAUUGUCUUCUAUUGGACAUCUAUGCUCCCGCAAAGCCAGUUUCUCAAAAGCUACUUCCAGUUCUGCUUUACAUACACGGAGGGGGAUAUGACGUGGGGUCGUCCACGUCAUCCACCAUGAGUAGCAUCUUCCAGCUUGCUUACGGUGCUCCUGGUCACUUCCUUGUUGUGAAUAUUCAGUAUCGCUUAGCUGGAUUUGGUUUCCUGGGUGGAGACGAGGUUACCACGUUUGGGCAACCAAAUGCAGGACUAGCAGACCAGCGCUUAGCUAUGGAAUGGGUUCAGCGCCAUAUAUCAUCCUUCGGUGGGGACCCAUCGAAGGUUACUAUUCAAGGCCCGUCCGCUGGUGGUGGCAGUGUUGCUUACCAGUAUAUCUGGAAAGGAGGCGAGGUCAACCCCCCUUUCAGGGCAGGUAUCUCGGACGCCACGUGGUGGCAAACGCUCCAAAAUCAGACUCAGCUUGGACAGCAAUAUCAAGCAGUUCUGAGAGCGGCCAACUGCUCCGAUAUCAAAUGCUUGCGAGGCUUGCCUGCCGAGCGCUACUAUGACGCCCAGCAGGCCGUCCUAAAUGAUGCUUGGAGAUACCCUUAUGGCAUAUUCUAUUUCGGUCCCUAUGUCGAUGGCUACUAUAUCCGGAAUCUGCCGAGUUUAGAAUUACAAGCCGGUCAUUUCUCAAAACUACCUCUUAUUAUAGACCACGACACAAAUGAAGGACUUUCUUUCACACCACAAACAAUCGAUACACAUGAAGAAUUUGAAAGGAGAGUAGCAACUGUGUUCCCAGCUGCGGGCGAUAACUUUCUGAACCGUGUUUACACACUUUAUCCAGCUUCGACAACAGGGCUUUAUGGCUAUAAUACGAGUGUGGGACAACAACUACGAUCAGACUACUUCUUUGGAGAUACCAUGAUUGCCUGUCCUACCUACUAUAUUGCCAGCUCCCUCAGCGAUGCAGGUGUGCCGGUUUACAAGUAUGUAUAUGGGCUGCCAACAUUCACCACGGCCGGCCAUGGCAAAUUUUUAGAUCUUUUUGUCCCCACACCGGACAAUGAUACCUCGCCUUCAGCAAUUCUGGGAAGACAGUUUCUGAAAUAUUAUAUUCCCAACUUCAUCAUGAUGUCUAAUCCAAAUGACAACUCGUGGUUGGAUGACGACUCUAGCAACAAUACCACUCUUAGCAAUGUGGCUCAGUGGCCCGCUUAUGGCGCGCAGAGCCGGAUUCUUUUCGUUAACUCAACAACCACCCCUGUUCUUAUUACUUCUGAUUUGGAUGCCAGGGGACAAUGUGACUUCUUUUGGUCACGUUCUGUCUAA